AAAAAGAAGAAAAGUUACCACGUGGUGUAACGACCGGUCAAAUAUGUGCUGGGGACCCUCAAGGUAUUAUGGAUACCUGUCAGGGUGAUUCGGGUGGUCCAUUACUGAUGAAAUUGCCAAAUUAUAACAACAUCGUGCCAUAUAUAGUUGGUUUAACAUCUUUUGGUUCAGGCUGUGCAGCUGGUACACCAGGUGUAUAUACUAGAAUUUCAACUUAUAUUGACUGGAUCGAGGAUAUUGUGUGGAAAUAAUUUUAGAACUUAUUUAUUCGUUAAAACAAUCAAAUUUUAAAAAAAGAAGAUAAACUUUGUCUUAACUAAAUAGUUCAAUGAUUCAAAAAAAUAUAUAUG
Teleopsis dalmanni is the source of this 350-nucleotide messenger RNA. RefSeq names its product serine protease snake-like. The record is from RefSeq and is a predicted model, not a curated record. Gene Ontology annotation, molecular function: serine-type endopeptidase activity. The transcript is spliced from 2 exons. Bases 69 to 251 code for a protein of 60 amino acids. Gene Ontology annotation, biological process: proteolysis. Lineage: Eukaryota; Metazoa; Arthropoda; Insecta; Diptera; Diopsidae.